AUGGAGGAAGAUGGGGAGGCGAACAGCGAAGACCCUAUGGCAGUGGUGGGCAGUGAGUCCGGUCUGACGGGGACAGAGGCCGAAGGGUCCAGGAUAGACGCCAGCAAAAACCAAGAUGAUGAAGGGAAAAUGUUUGUUGGGGGCCUGAGCUGGGAUACGACUAAGAAAGACCUGAAAGAUUACUUUUCCAAAUUUGGCGAGGUUUUAGACUGCACACUGAAGCUUGAUCCAGUGACCGGGCGCUCAAGGGGCUUUGGUUUUGUCCUCUUUAAAGAUCCUCAAAGUGUUGAGAGGGUUGUUUCACAAAAUGAGCAUAAACUAAACGGCAAAGUAAUUGACCCCAAAAAAGCCAAAGCUAUGAAGGGAAAAGAACCAGUGAAGAAAAUCUUUGUGGGAGGUCUCUCGCCAGACACUCCAGAAGAGAAAGUAAGAGAGUACUUUGAGACCUUUGGAGAGGUGGAGUCUAUUGAACUUCCCAUGGAAAAUAAAACCAAUAAACGCAGAGGAUUCUGUUUUAUAACUUUUAAAGAGGAAGAGCCAGUUAAGACCAUCAUUGAGAAAAAGUUCCAUAACAUUGGUCUAAGCAAGUGUGAAGCCAAGGCUGCCAUGUCAAAGGAGCAGUACCAGCAGCAGCAGUCCUGGGGCAGCAGGGCGGGGUCUCGGGGAAGAGGUGGUCCUAAUCAAAGUUGGAACCAGAAUUACGGAUAUUGGAACCAAGGUUAUGGAAAUUAUGGAUAUAAUCAAGGCUACGGAUACAAUGACUAUGAUUAUUCUGGUUAUAACUACUACGGUGGAUACAACGAUUAUGACAGUCAAUCAGUUACAAGCCGUAUUGAGGGGGAAACCAAGAAGAACUGCAGGUGUGUUGAUUCCCGCAUCUGUCCGUCACGUGGCGCUGUGUCCCUAACGCACGCUCAACGUCGGAAAAGGGCCACAUCACUUGGGUUGAGAAGAGGCCUACUUACCCCCCGCUGUGAAGUGCAGAAGAACUGGACCGAUAGAGAGCAAAGUGCUGCGUCUGCUGUAGGCGCAGAUAUUUGCAAGGCAAUAAGGGAGGUGUCGUCUGUUGGCCUCCUCUACUUCAUUUCCUCAUCCUGUUUUCAUCAGCAAGCGCCUCAAACCUCUCUUCUUGACGGCUUUAACGCACAGUUUUUUGUAUUUUCAAAGAUGGACCCAAAAACAUCAGGCAAGAAGAACUUCCUCUUCACCUCGGAGUCUGUGGGAGAAGGACAUUCAGAUAAGAUGUGUGAUCAAAUUAGUGAUGCUGUACUUGAUGCAUAUUUAAGUAAGGACCCUGACUCUAAAGUGGCCUGUGAAUGUGUUGCAAAGACUGGCAUGAUUUUAUUGGUUGGUGAAGUUACAUCUAAAGCCACCGUAGAUCUUCAGUCUGUUGUCCGAAACACCGUGAAGAAGAUCGGCUAUGAUGGCUCAUCCAAAGGAUUUGACUAUAAGACUUGUAACGUGCUGGUGGCACUUGAGCCACAAUGUGUGGAAAUCUCAGACUGUGUUUUUGAAGGCAGAAACCAAGAGGACAUUGGUGCUGGUGACCAGGGUCUAAUGUUUGGAUAUGCCACAGAUGAAACAGCAGAGUGCAUGCCUUUGACCAUACUCCUGGCUCACAAACUCAACUUCAAGAUGAGGGAGCUGUCUCAAAGUGGAGAAUGUCCUUGGAUACUACCUGACUCCAAAUCCCAGGUGACUGUGGAAUAUAAAGACAACAUGGGGGCCAUGGAGCCACAGCGAGUUCACACAGUGGUAAUCUCAGUGCAACACAGUCCUGACAUCGCACUCGAGGAGAUCAGGCACCAGCUGAUGAAGAAGGUGGUGAAAGUUGUCAUUCCUGACAAGUAUCUCGAUGACAAGACCAUCUACCAUCUCCUUCCGAGUGGAAUGUUCCUUUAUGGUGGACCACAGGCUGAUGCAGGCCUCACCGGACGUAAAAUCAUUGUUGACACUUAUGGAGGCUGGGGUGGUCACGGAGGAGGGGCUUUCUCCGGAAAAGACUAUUCAAAAGUGGACCGCUCUGGAGCAUAUGCUGCUCGCUGGGUCGCUAAGUCUUUGGUGAAAGCGGGACUGUGCAGACGAGCCCUUGUCCAGAUCUCAUAUGCCAUUGGUGUCAGCCAUCCACUUUCCAUCUCUGUGUUUCACUACGGCACAUCAACCAGAGAUGAAGAUGAGUUGCUUCAAAUUGUACAAAAGAACUUUGACUUGAGACCAGGAGUGAUUGUAAAGGACUUGGAUCUAAAAAGACCCAUUUACCAGGCCACAUCCUGUUAUGGUCACUUUGGCAGAGAAGAAUUUCCCUGGGAGCAGCACAAACCUUUAAUCUUCUAA
Molecule: messenger RNA, 2334 nt
Organism: Knipowitschia caucasica
Lineage: Eukaryota; Metazoa; Chordata; Actinopteri; Gobiiformes; Gobiidae
Source: the annotation of a GenBank genome assembly